AAUUCUCAGUGAAAAUUAUUUGACUGAAUUACAUAAGGACUCAUUUGAAGGCCUGCUAUCCCUACAGUAUUUAGAUUUAUCCUGCAAUAAGAUACAAUCUAUUGAAAGACGGACAUUUGAACCACUACCUUUUUUGAAGUUUAUAAAUAUGAGUUGCAAUGUAUUGACGGAAGUGAGCUUUGGAACAUUUCAGGCCUGGCAUGGAAUGCAGUUUUUACAUAAGCUAAUUCUCAGUCAUAACCCUCUGACAACUGUUGAAGAUUCAUAUCUUUUUAAAUUGCCAGCAUUAAAAUAUUUAGACAUGGGAACAACACAGGUGUCACUUUCAACAAUUGAGAGCAUUCUCAUGAUGACCCUUGAAUUGGAAAAACUGAUAUUACCUAGCCGUAUGUCCUGUUGUCUCUGCCAACUCAAAAAUAAUAUUGAGGUUGUUUGCAAGACAGUCAAGCUGCAUUGUGACGGUGAAUGUUUGACAAAUGCCACACGUUGUGAUGAAAAAGCAUCUAUAAUGAAUGUAGAAGGAUCAUUCAUGAAGGUAUUAAAAGCCCGGAAGAAGAGUACCAGUACUGAGCUGACAAUUGAGCCAGAGAAGGCAUCCUCAGACAAAAAUGGCAUCGGUCUGUCAGCCUUUAUGAAUGAGCAGUUAGACUUUAAUGAUGGUGAUGUUAUCAGUGCGCUGAAUUACAUAUUACCUUAUUUCUCAGAGGGAAAUGUAGAAGAUGUAGAAUCAACAUUACUACCAUUCAUUAAAACUCUGUUUUCAAAUACCCUUCCCAAGGCUAAGAAUUUACGGAAGAGGUGGUUUAGAAAAAACAGUGUUCUCAAGGGCCCCAAGGACCUACAGAAAAGGCACUACAAGGAAGUGGACGUUCAGAGCACCCAAGGGAACAGAGUGCCCAGUCAUUUGUGAAGAACAUGGCCAAAGAAAAGAAGGCUCAGUGGACCAUCCCCAAGGGAGCUGGAGGAGCUUCACAUGGCCCAGAGGCCCAGGAAAUUAGUGGGAAACUCCGUCCACACAGAGUCUUCAUUCAUAAAGGAGCACAAGGCAGCAGCCUCUUCUUUCCCGAAGCAAAACAUAAUGGGCAAGCCUUCUGCCUCCACUCCUCCAAAAUCCCUACCUAAGGUGAAAAACAAAUCAGAAGACUCAACCUACCCCAUUGUUGUUUUAGAAGAUGCGAAUGCUAGAGUUAGGGAAAUGGAGGCUUCCAGACCAGUCUCGCAUUCUGGAAAAAAGUAUAUUUUCCAUAAAAUUCGCUCACGUAUAGUCCAAAGAACACCCAACCAAAAAAGUAAAAAGUUCAGAAAGAAAAACUCACUCUCGAAUAGAUUGAUGCCUGCACAGAGGCCUCCAUUGCCUGCCGUCAGGAGCCUCAUCGAUUCCCCUUCACAGGAGGCUAUUUCAUCUUCAGAAAAAACGAAUUCAGGAAAAUCCUUUCCAGAAUUAUUUACUCUUUCAGAACCUUCUAAAGAAAACACUACUGUAGAAAACACUACUGCACAGAAUGCUUCUGAAGAAAUUAUUUCUCCAGGAAGCACUACUGUAUCAGAACAAACUCCCCCUGAAUUCACAAACCGUAGGAAUCUUUCCAAUACAUAUUCUACUACCACCAGAGACAACUUUGUGCCGACUGUUAAACAAACCAAUGAAACACAAUGGGAAUACCACAACUUGGUCACUGACUUGCCCCCAAAGCCCACAGGCUUCAGUGUUGCAAAGCUCUCAUCCGCAGGUGAUCUAUUUGAAAUUCAGCACCAGCAGCUACGGUCCCUCAUCCCGAAUAAUGACGUGAGAAGGCUCAUUUCUCAUGUUAUCCGGACUUUGAAAAUGGACUGCUCUGAGACCAAUGUGCAACUGGCCUGUGCCAAGCUUAUCUCCAGAACAGGCCUCCUGAUGAAGCUUCUCAGCGAGCAGCAGGAAGUAAAGGUGUCCAAGGCAGAGUGGGAUACAGACCAAUGGAAGACUGAGAACUAUAUCAAUGAGAGCACAGAAGCCCAGAGUGAACAGAAAGAGCAGAAGCCAACAAAAGAAGUUCCAGGUUAUGGCUAUAACAACAAAACUCAUCUUGGCAAUAUCUGUGACUGUAGUAGUAAUGAUUUUGAUUAUAGUUUUCUGUCUCAUUGAG
This is a messenger RNA of Canis lupus familiaris (dog), 2123 nucleotides long. Its product is annotated as leucine-rich repeat-containing protein 37A3-like. The record is from RefSeq and is a predicted model, not a curated record. Gene Ontology annotation, molecular function: protein binding. NCBI's taxonomy places the organism in Eukaryota, Metazoa, Chordata, Mammalia, Carnivora, Canidae.